AUGAAUUUACUUUUAUUUAUUACUUUGAUUAAAUCAUGCUACAACUAGGCUGUGAAUACUUAUGUUAAAAUCGGAUGUGUUGAGAUAGUAAAUGGGAAUUGUGUAAAAUUAUGCAAACUUGGAUUGUUCGAUUGUGAUGAUUAUCAGAAUCUUAUUUGCGAAUAUGGAUACUUCAACUACGAAAGUACCUGUGUUCAAUGUCCGAAAUAAAAUCUGAAUGAUGAUUCUGUAAUUUAUUGUGGAGAUUGUAUUGAUAAUUCUAAGACAUGGUAAAAUUCCAGGUUGUGCACUUACGAUUUCAUAAUAGAAGAUGACGAUAGAUUGAAUGGAGCCUACAUAAAACGAAUUAAUGAGUACAGCGAAUUAUAUGUUAUUGGCGUUGCUACCACUUAAUUAAUGUGGAAUAAACCCAUUGCACGUGAUACAACAAGACAAUACGAAUCCUAGAUUUGCAGUGGAUGUCAUACUAUUUGUACAUCAACAUCAGAUCCGUUCUGCAAUACCAUAUCCAAUGAAGUAGAUCAGCUAGUUAAAGGAAUCACUUGUUUGGAUGGAUAUUUUUUUUAGAAUGGAGUCUGUGUUGCCUGUGGCAUCAAUUGCAUAGAAUGUAAGGAUAGAUACACUUGUGUUGAGUGUUAUUCUGGUUACUAUCUAAAUGGUUUAGUGUGUGAUAAAUGCUAAUCCAAUUGUUUGGAUUGUCUCAAACCUAUUACCGAAGCAACCAUCAAAUGCUACUCCUGUUUAAGUCCAAAUAUCAUUUCUAUUGAUAGAUCAGUCUGUGAAAGUUGUGGUGACUCCUGCUUACGAUGCGAGUAUGUUAGUUAUGACUAGAUCACCAAAUAUAAAUUUAUCACCAGAGAUAACGUGGACCCGGCAAUCGAUGACAUCAAUAGAUAUGUCAAAAGAUGCAGACAGUGUGAUGGCAAUAACUUGGUUGAUUACAGAGGAUAAGAUUGUGUACAAUGUUAAAUCAAAGAUUGCUUAAAAUGUUAUUAUACUAUCACUAUGGGCGGAGUCUCUAGGUCUACACUUGAUCUAGACUUUUAGCCUCUAAAACCAUCAGAGUAGGCAUCCUAAUAGCUAUGUUACUUAUGUGCAUCUGGCACCUCUCUAAGUCCUGAUAUGACUUAAUGUAUGCCCUAGGCUCCUACUACACCUGUAGUAGAUUGUCUUUACUAUGGAGACAGCAGCAACAAAUGCUAGCAAUGUUAGAAUUAUCAAAUCUUGGAUUUUGAUAACAAUCUGUGCAAAUCAGAUUUCUGCUUUACAUAAAUCAAAAAUUGUCAGAAUUGUUAUCAAUAUCGAACAAUAAACAUAGUCCAAUAGAAGACAUUCUAUCAUUGUACUAAAUGUGAGGAAUACUAUUAUCCUGAUUUUUUCACGGGAACAUGCGAACAUUGUCCCAACCAUUGUUCUUCUUGUUGGUAAUACUCAUAGACUUACAAUUUCACUUUGUACAAUGAAAUCCCAAAAAUCAUUCAAAAUAGAAAGAUCUAUUAUUUAGAUGGUGCUAUAAAUAUCUAUUGUUCAGAAUGUGAAAGCGGCUUUUAAUUGUACAAUAAUUAAUGUUUGGGAUGCACAAGCAAUUGCAUGAUACCUGCAACUGGAGUAGCAACCUUAAAAUCGUCUUGUCUUUAUAAAUCUAAAUAUGCAUUAUGCUCCUAAUGUUAUGAACCCUUAUAUCAAAGAUCACUUACUUCUGAUCUAUCAGAAUGUCAAGAAUGUCCGAAUUACUGUCUUGCCUGUCAUGAACGAUUAAAAUCCUAAUUUCCUAACAAGUACUUUAACCCAAGCAGUCAAAUCCUACAGAAAUACAGUAGAUCAUGCUAUAAAUUAUAAACUGUAAGUGGAGGUUCUGCAGUUAUUCAUUAUAAUUCCUAACUCAACAUGCCUGUUAGUUGUAAUACAGAUUAGCCUUGUAGAUACAAAUAUGACAUUGACUUAAUCCUCUUUUGCAGCGUUGAGGAUUAUCUGUCAUAAUUGACAUUUUCCCCAUCGAAUGCCAAAUUCUAUUAUAAUCUAGCUACCUCUUAUACGACUAAAAGUGAGGAUGUUGCCACCAUCAAAUUUGCAAAUCUAGAAACAUUAGUGUUUUAUGAGUAUUUGAACACUCUACCACUUGAAAUCCUGAAUUUGAAUCUUAAAAUUAAAGGUGAUAGUAAUAAUAAUUGCAACUUCUCAAAAUCUACUAGAAUCCUGACCCAAUUUCAUGAAAAUGUCUUUUCUUUAAUAGACUUCAAGUUCACAAUUAUGAGUUAUUCAUCAGACCCCUUGAAUUUGUAUGUGAAUGGAAAUUUUACACUCUCCAAUUAUCCCAAUAUUAUCAUCCAGAAUAUAAGACUGUACACACAAGAAUCCUAGUUCAUUUUCAAACUAGAUGAAUGUUCAAACCUAUUUCUUAGCAGUGUUUAAUUUCAAAAGGUUUCCUCAACUGCACUUUAGAUUCUACUAUAAAAUUUGGACAAACUAGAUAUGCAAGAUGUCACCUUUGACAACUUUACAGGCACUAACGAUAUCAUUUCCUUCUCUCCAAUAAAGCAAAUAGUAAUGUAGAAUGUUGUCUUCAACUCAUUAAAAUUAAAGUCUAUUUAUUUAAUAGAAAUGCACCCAUAAGUUGAUAUUAAGAUGAACAAUAUUAAGAUAAGCAACUCUGUCUUUGUAGAUUUUCAUUUCAUUGGUGAUUUAGAACCCAACGAUUAAUUGAUUGGCAAGACUAUUAUAAUUGGUCUAGAGAUAAUCAAUAAUACAUUUAAUAGUUCCUUCAUUUUUAAGACUUCGAAUAGUGAGAAGUUCUUUUUAAGUCAAUUAUCAUUUAAAGAUAAUCUAAUUUAUGAUUCAGAGUUAUUUAUCUCUAAUCAUUUUAUUUUUUCAAAUGCCUUGAUUUACAAUAAUCAAUUUGGAGUUGGAGCCAGUUUAUUAGGAACUAGUGAUGAAAUAUUUGAGGAACAAUUGUAUACUUUGAGUGAGUCCAAUUUCACAGACGUUCAAAUUGUAAACAAUAGUUGCUAUCAAUCCUUGAUAUAAAUACAAUCACCAUUCAAUCAAUAAUAUAUUGUGAUGAAUAUCAAAAUCGAUUCACUAUAUGUAGAUCAAAUUGAAACUUCAAAAGAUGGCACUCCACUUAUUUAAAUUAAGGAAGUUGGAUAUAUUUAAAUUAAUAAUUUAAUUAUAAAAAACCUCUUAAAAGUAACAGGACUAGAAAUCAAGCAAGCUACCUGGGUAUGGAUUAAUCAAUUUGAGUGUGACUCAGCCAAUUAAAAUACAUAGAUGCCUAUUCAAGAAAGUUGUUUUGAGCAAAAGGAAGCCAAUUCUUAUUGCUUGCACAUAGAAGAAUUUGAUAGGGGAGUGUAUCUGUAGAAUGGCAUAAUCAAGAAGCAAUUAUAGAUGGAUUCUUCCUUAAUUUACAUAAAAUCCUUUGAUUACUUGACUAAGAACACUGAGAGUAACGUAGAACUGGAUAAUUCAAAGUUUUUUUUUGGUUAUAGUAAUGAGUUAGUCAAAUUGGAAGAUAUCAAAUUCUAUAAUAAUACCUUGGCAAUCUUGGAUCCGUAGAUAAAGAUAUCAUCGAUAGUAAUAGAUUCAACUUAAAGAUAAAAGGUUCUUAUAAGUGAUUUAACUUUUGUUGGAAAUCAUCUGCAUCGAAUUCCUCCAUCAGUCAAUGUUGAUUUGGUUACGUGCAUAUUAAUAGAUUCGCCUUUAGCUGAUCUCAUUAUUACUAAUAGCGAGUUUCUAGAUAAUAGAGCAACCAAGUCCAUUUUAGGUCUAAACAAAUUUAUAGUGGAUAGUGUGAUAUUGGAUAGUCUCAAUAUGCAAGAUACAAAUGUAAUUUAGAUAUAUUAUGCUGAUAUAUUGGAAGAACACUCAUUAUUUACUUAAGAUCCAAAGGUAGAGAUAUAGAACAUUCAGAGUUACUUUGAAAUUUAAUCCUUGGGAUCUAAUAUCUAUUUUGAUUGUGAUAACAUAAGUAUUUCAAAUUUAACAAUCAAUAAUUCAGUUGGAUUGGAUGGUGCAGGUAUGUUUAUAGUUGGAAGCGAGAAAUUAGUUGUUAAGAUGUCUGAUAUAGUGAUGAAAAACUUGGUUUGUUCGUUGGAAUAUGAUACUCUAGGCUGUGGUAUGUACAUCAACACAUAGGUGUCUUCACUAUCUUUAGAGAUUUAGGAUAUGACCAUGGAUAAGAUAAUCGCAUAUCAAGGAGCUGGUAUUUAUAUUCUGAGUUAACAAUUUCUUAUCUAAGUGAGCAUCAGAGAUUCAAUAUUCCAUCAAUGUCAAUCUCUUGAUUCUUAAGUGUUCUAUUUCAAGCAAUAGACAUUCACUACUUCAAUACCUUCAAUCCUUUUUGACAACUGUACUGUCUAUAAUAACCAUUAUGAUAACUACUUAUUGAAUAUAAUCACAUUAAGACCAUAAAUUGAUUAUGAUGCCAGAGUGGAGGAUGAAAAUCAGCUGAUUUCUAUUGAUUAUGCCACAAUUACGAUUACAAAUUGUCUAUUUACUGAUAUAUCUUUUACUACGAUAUUGAAAUUACAAAAUAUCAUCUAAUUGACUAUUUUGAAUACCAAUAUCAACAAUGUAGCUAUUGGAUUAUCUAAAUUGAUUAAUUUGGAAUUCUAUAAUUAAGUGGGACACAUAUCGAUAUCUGGAUUGAUUAUUCAAAAUGUUUAUCCAUAUCCUUAAUGGGAUUAGUAGCAGAUGGAUUAUUUAAAAUCAAAGUAUAGUGAUCAACUCGAAUCUUCGACAGUGGCUGAAUAGGUUGAUCAAUUAUAAGAAUGCAAAUUGCCUAAAACUUCUGGUUUUGUAGUGAAUCUUGCAACUAUUUCAUAUGACAUUGAUACUAGCAAAAUACCUAGGAAUCCUGUUCAAUACAGUAAAUUCAAUACUACAUUAUAUACCUACUAUACUAAUUAUGAAGAUACUUCAUUAAUCACUUAUUUGUACUCCGAAUAUAUUAUUAAUAAUUUAAUUAACUCAUAUCCGGCCUUAAUUUACUUACCAGAUGUGGACUUCAUUAGUACAGAUGCUUCAACACUCUCACACUCUCUCUAAAUUAACAAACUACUCCUAAAAUCUAUUACAUGUGGAUAUUGCACUUAUGGUUUAUUUUAUAUUUAAAAUAUCAACACCAAAGCAAAUAAAAGCAUUGUGUUGAAUGAAGUCAAUUGUGUCAACAAUGUUGUAGAUCAAUAUGGAUGCAUAAAUUUAAAAGGAAGAACAACUAGUGAUUUGAAAAACACAAAGAUCUAUACAAUCAUAGUUGAGAAUAGCAAUUUCAUGAAUAAUUAAGCAGUUUAUGGGGCUGGUUUGAGUGUGUAAAAUGUAUCUCUAUAUCUCAAGAAUACCUCCUUCUUAGAUAAUACAGCCACUAAAACAGGUGGAGCCAUUCUAUUCUCUCAAUCUAAUAAAUAAAUAUAUUUGGAGGAGGUUACCAUUUAAGGGAACAAAGCAGAUAUUGGUGGGGGAAUCUACAUGAAUGGUUAGAGCUUACCUGGUUAGGAUGUCAAUAUUAUUGGCAACACAGGUAGAAGUCUAGUUGAAGAAAUACCCUAGCAUCUGAGCAUUUCGAUGAUCAAGGGUGCUAUUUUACCGACUAAAGUAUUUGAUACUAAUAUUGAUGCACUCUCAUUAACGUUGAAUCUACCAUCUGGUCAAAGCAUCUCAUCCUACAAACUUUACUAUCAACCAACAUAGGAGUAAGUCCCAUAUGAUUGGAUAUUCAGAGUCAUGAAUUUAGAUAGAAAUCACAAUCCAAUCUUAACAGCCUCAUUAACAGAUACAUGUAAUAUCACAGGGAGAAUGUAGAAUUCUGAGAACUUUGAUAAAACUCUCAAAUUCCUUAGUAAUUAUACAUAACCUUCGCUCAUCUAUUUUAGCGAUGAAUCAUUCAAUCUAGAUGAAUUAAUAAUUACAUUUGAUCCAUAUUUACCUGAAUAAUACUACCUUCAGUUACAGUUUUAAUGUUCAACUAUAAAAUUACCAAUCGAACCAUAUCCUUAUCAAUCCUAUAGUACAAACUAUGCAUUAUAUGUCAAUCUUAGAACAUUGCCUUGUUAAUUAGGAGAAGCAUAUACUGCAUAAAAGUGUUAAGUUUGUGGGAAAGGUUAGUAUGCUUUAACAAUCAAUUAAGUUAUAUGCACAAAUAUGGAUGUUUAAUCAAUGGAGGAAGUGACACCAGUGAGAAUAAAACUGUUUUCUGGAUAUUGGAGAUACGAUAAUGAUAGAGUAGAGAACUGUUAUAAUUUGGAAGAGAAUUGCAAUGGCGGAUGGAUUCCAGGAAAUCCUUCCUGUUACUCUGGACACACUGGAGCAUUGUGUGAAUCAUGUGAUAUCUAUGGCAUCAGGGGAGAACAGUAUAGCAUAAGUACAAAAUACAAGUGUGGAUAAUGUUCACAAACAAAGUCGAAUAAUUCCUUAACGAUUGCAGCCAUCUGCAUUUUCACUCUGCUUUAGAUGGUAUUGUCGGUUAGAGGUAACUUUUAGAUGAUCGAAAACUUUAUCAAAGAAUAAGUAUUAUAAUCAAUCGGAGUAAGGAUGAAUGUAACGUAAGCAAACUUGUCGAUUUUGAUAAAGAUCAUAAUAAGUGCCUUGGGAACAUUUCGAAUAUCCAUUCCUACUAAUUUAAUAUCCUCAGUUGACAUAGUAGCCAAUCCUACUCAAUCGAUGGCUUAUUCUUUGGAUUGCUUCCUGAUUGAGAUAACCAUUACUGAGAUUUUGUAUUUCAGAAUGAUUUGGGCAUUAGUGAUGCCACUAAUUUAUUUGUUAAUCUUCUUCAUGGGGUAUUUCCUUGGAGUCAUCACAACCUUCUUACCAGCCAGGAUGAAUAUUAUCUAUACUACCUUCAUCUACAUGUUCAUAUAUCUGCAGCCCACACUAAUAGGUGGGUUCAUAGCCUUAUUGUCAUCGAGAACAUUGGGAGGUGUGGAUUUUGUGUAAUCAGACGUUCAGUAUCUAUAUGACAGCAGUACUCACUAUUUUUGGAUGGUAAUAUUCGCAGCACCGAACAUCUUCUGUUGGGGAGCCUUGUUCCCUUACAUCUUCAUGCAUUUGAUCAGGAGGAAUAACCAAACGUUGACUUCAAUUCAAACUCGCAGGAAAUAUGGAUACUUUUAUAAUGAAUAUACCUAACAUGCUUAUUUGUGGGAAUUCGUUAAGAUCUUUGAAAAGCAGUUUGUGUUGAUGGCUCUCACUUAUUAUGAAGAUACGGUGAUCAUUAAAGGCCUUAUGGUAUUUUUGAUUGUGUUUAUCUAUGGGAUCCUAUCCUUUGAAUUUUAACCUUAUUAGAGUAAGAGACUUAAUUAUAUUGAUCAAAUGUCUGCAGCCGUAUGCGUGUUUUCACUCUGUUUGGGAGUUCUAAUAAAGGCUUCUUAGAGUGAGAACAUGGAAUAUUUGUAAUUUAUAAUGUUUUCAAUUAUCGGAGUUCUGAAUUUGCUCUUUUUAUUGAUCCUUCUCUUUGAAGUGUUUCGUGGAUACAUCGACAAAUUCGAAAUUCAUAUAGACAAGAUUAGAGACAAGAUCAGAUAGAAGUACCCGCAAUUUUAGAAUUACAAAUGGAUUCGUCAACUUCUGAUCAACAGAGGAGAAUUAAAGAAGAGAAUUAAAAUUCUUUGGUCUCAUCUGCGAUAUCAAACUCACAGAGGAAUAAUGAGGAGAAGACAGGACAAGAAUCUACCUCUAUUUGAAGUCAAGUUGAUUCUCUAGGACUCAGAGAAAGAUAUAGAUCAUUCCCGUGCCGAAUCCAGAGUGGAAUCAAAGGCAAAUUCGAGAUUGUCAGUCAUUGACAUAAAUCAAGAGGAACUGAUGCAGUUAGCUAAUUACAGUAGUUUAUAGGCCAAAACGCCAGAGAUCCAAAAGAUCUACCCUUUGGAGAGUUAGAAGAGUAUUGCUUAGUUGACAAAAAAGAGAAUAUGA
This is a messenger RNA of Paramecium tetraurelia, 7902 nucleotides long. RefSeq lists its product as uncharacterized. NCBI's taxonomy places the organism in Eukaryota, Ciliophora, Oligohymenophorea, Peniculida, Parameciidae. The record is from RefSeq and is a predicted model, not a curated record. The transcript has 2 exons.